Bombina bombina (fire-bellied toad) is the source of this 3279-nucleotide messenger RNA. It is a transcript of the gene ATP10A, whose product is annotated as ATPase phospholipid transporting 10A (putative). Lineage: Eukaryota; Metazoa; Chordata; Amphibia; Anura; Bombinatoridae. Gene Ontology annotation, cellular component: plasma membrane. Gene Ontology annotation, molecular function: ATP hydrolysis activity; magnesium ion binding; ATP binding. Gene Ontology annotation, biological process: phospholipid translocation. The record is from RefSeq and is a predicted model, not a curated record.
AUGAUCAUCACUUGUACCAUUCUCCAGCCAGAAUGUCUGAAUAAUGAUCAGCACAAACAAAGUUCAGGUUGGAGAUUUUUUCAACUCCGUUGCAAUGAAAUCAUCCCUGCGGAUAUACUGUUGCUAUCCUCAAGUGAUCCUGACGACUCUGUCACAUAGGAAACCGCCAAUCUGGAUGGGGAAACAAACUUGAAACAGAGACAAGUAGUUAAAGGAUUCUCAGAACUGGAAUCAGAAUUUAACCCUUUGAAGUUUAAUAGUAUCAUUGAUUGUGAGAAGCCAAACAAUGAUUUGAGCAGGUUUCGAGGAAACAUUGUUCAUACAAACGGUAAAAAGGCUGGACUUUAUAAGGAAAAUUUACUUUUACGAGGAUGCACUCUUAGAAAUACUGAGGUUGUAUCUGGAAUUGUUGUUUAUGCAGGCCAUGAGACCAAAGCUUUGUUAAACAACAAUGGACCACGUUACAAGCGUAGUAACCUGGAGAGACAGAUGAAUGUAGAUGUAUUUUGGUGUGUGCUAAUUCUUGUAAUCAUGUGCCUGUUUUCUGCUGUUGGGCAUGCCCUCUGGGUUUGGCAGUAUGGAGAGAAAAGACCAGUAUUUGAUGUCCUGGGAUCUGAUGGGAAAAAUGUGAAUCCAAUAGUUUCUUCAGUAUAUUUAUUUUUUACUAUGAUAAUAGUUUUUCAGGUCCUCAUUCCUGUCUCUCUCUAUGUUUCUAUUGAAAUUGUUAAAAUCUGCCAAGUGUACCUUAUUCACCAAGAUAAAGACUUGUACGAUGAAGAAACAGAUUCCCGUCUACAGUGUCGAGCACUAAACAUUACAGAAGACUUGGGACAGAUAAAGUACAUCUUCUCAGACAAAACUGGAACACUCACUGAAAACAAAAUGGUUUUCCGAAGGUGCACUGUCUCUGGAGUAGAGUAUUCCCAUGAUGCUAAUGCAAGGCGUCUAGCAAUGUACCAGGAAGCUGAAUCUGAAGAUGAUGACAAUGGACCAAAAGCAGGGACACUUCCCCGUCGUGAUAGCAGUGGCAGCCAUCACAGUCUCAAAGCUGUUAACAGGAGUCAAAGCACAAAAACUCAUAGACGUACUGGAAGCAGAGCUGAGGCUAUGAAAGCCAGCAUCCUGUCCAAGCACACAGCUUUUAGUAGCCCUAUGGAAAAAGAUGUUACUCCUGAUCCAAAAUUGCUAGAAAAGGUGAAUGAGUGUGCAAAGGUCUUGAAGAUUGUAAAGAAUCAUGAACAGCCAUUUUCUCAAGUCACACCUGAACUUUCAGAUGUCUUUGAUUUUUUUGUUGCGUUGACAAUCUGUAAUACUGUAGUUGUCACAUCUCCUAAUCAACCAAGACAAAAGGUCAGAGUUCGGUUUGAGUUAAAGUCUCCAGUGAAGACUAUAGAGGACUUUAUACGAAGAUUUACUCCUAGCCGGUUAACUUCUGGGUCCAAUAGCAGCAGUUCUUCUAGCCUUACUAAUAAAUCUAUGCACAGACAAGGAUCCAGUAUGUUAUCUACGAGUUCCAUUGAUGGCAGCUUUAUAAAGCUAGAAGGAAAGAUGUCUAGCUCUCUGCAGAUGAGUUUUAAUGGACUUAGCCCCCAACAGGAAACUAAAGCUACAGCCGAUAAGGCUUCAGGCGAAGGGCAGGAAGGGGAGUUGCGCUAUGAAGCAGAAAGCCCUGAUGAAGCUGCUCUUGUUUAUGCUGCUAAAGCCUAUAACUGUGCCCUUGUUGGUAGACUGUCUGACCAAGUUACAGUAGAGCUACCACAUUUAGGGAGAUUCACUUUCGAACUACUGCACACCCUGGGCUUUGACUCUGUCCGAAAAAGAAUGUCUGUUGUAGUUAGACAUCCACUUACAGAUGAAAUUGUUGUUUACACUAAAGGAGCAGAUACAGCUGUUCUGGACCUUAUUCAACCAUGUAGCAAAGACAAUUCUGCUGGAAAGUACCAAAGACGAAUCCUAUCCAAAACACAGAAUUACUUGAACUGCUAUGCUGUUGAUGGCCUGAGGACACUGUGUAUUGCAAAACGAGUUCUCAGUAAAGAAGAAUAUGCUUGCUGGUUGAAAUGUCAUUUACAAGCUGAAUCGUCUUUAGAGAAUCGGGAAGAUCUUCUAUUCCAAUCAGCAGUUCGCCUUGAGACCAAUCUGCAAUUGCUCGGUGCUACUGGAAUAGAAGAUCGUUUACAGGAUGGCGUUCCAGAGACUAUUACCAGGCUACGCAAAGCUGGUAUGCAGAUUUGGGUUCUGACUGGAGACAAGCAAGAAACUGCUGUAAAUAUUGGCUAUUCUUGCAAACUUCUGGAUCAUGAUGAUGAGAUCAUCACUUUAAAUGCAGGAUCCUUGGACGCCUGUGCUGCUUUGCUUGAACAGUGUUUGCACUAUGUAGAAACCAAAUUUUCCAGUGACCCAAAGGAGAACGCAGCUGGUCUUGGUAUUGGUUUUGUCCAGAGAAAACUACAGUGUUUUUCAGCAUCAAAGCAACCAAGUCUUGGCCUUGUAAUUGAUGGAAAGACAUUAGCUUUUGCACUAGACACAAAACAGGCCGAUAGAUUUCUUGCACUUGCCAGACAGUGUCGCUCUGUCCUCUGCUGCCGCUCUACCCCUCUUCAGAAGAGUAUGGUGGUUAAACUUGUCCGAGACAAGCUCAAAGCUAUGACAUUAGCUAUAGGGGAUGGCACCAAUGAUGUCAGCAUGAUUCAAGUUGCAGAUGUUGGUGUUGGAAUCUCUGGCCAGGAAGGAAUGCAGGCAGUCAUGGCCAGUGAUUUUGCUGUCCCGAGGUUCCGAUAUUUGGAGAAGCUUCUGCUCGUCCAUGGUCGAUGGUGCUAUUCGAGAUUAGCCAACAUGGUUUUGUAUUUCUUUUACAAGAAUGCGAUGUUUGUGGCUCUUCUGUUUUGGUACCAGUUCUACUGUGGGUUCUCAGGCUCAGCAAUGAUUGACCAGUGGUACCUGAUCUUCUUUAAUUUGUUAUUCUCAUCCAUUCCACAACUCGUUACUGGCAUUCUCGACAAAGAUUUACCAGCUGAGAUGUUGCUUGCUGUGCCUGAACUAUAUAAAAGUGGACAGAACAUGGAGGAAUACAAACCACACAUGUUUUGGCGUAAUAUGGUUGAUGCAUUCUACCAAAGCCUUGUGUGCUUUUUUAUCCCAUAUUUUACAUUUUAUGAUUCUGAUAUUGAUUUAUUUACUUGGGGGACGCCAAUAGUGACAUGUGCUCUUUUCACGAUCAUGCUGCACUUGGGGAUCGAAACCAAAACAUGGGUCAAGGUCAACAAAGAUCUAAUAUAA